This is a messenger RNA of Cynocephalus volans (Philippine flying lemur), 1953 nucleotides long. It is a transcript of the gene NHERF1, whose product is annotated as NHERF family PDZ scaffold protein 1. The record is from RefSeq and is a predicted model, not a curated record. Gene Ontology annotation, cellular component: apical plasma membrane. Gene Ontology annotation, biological process: protein localization to plasma membrane. NCBI's taxonomy places the organism in Eukaryota, Metazoa, Chordata, Mammalia, Dermoptera, Cynocephalidae. Gene Ontology annotation, molecular function: signaling receptor binding; protein-membrane adaptor activity. The transcript is spliced from 6 exons. The coding region runs from base 187 to 1266 and encodes 359 amino acids.
UGGUCCGCGGUCGGUUUGGGCUCCCCGCAGUUCGCCGCGCCGCCGCCCGUCUCCGGGACACCUGCUCGCUCCGCCCGUCCGGCGGCGCGGGAUUCCCUGCUGCGCUCUCCCCGCCUCCCGGUUCGCAGGGCCGGGCCGUCCUGUACCCGGACUCCGCGUCGCGCCUCUGAGACACCGCAGGGCGAGAUGAGCGCGGACGUGGCGGCCGAGGCGCCCCUGCCCCGGCUCUGCUGCCUGGAGAAGGGUCCGAACGGCUACGGCUUCCACCUGCACGGGGAGAAGGGGAAGGCGGGCCAGUACAUCCGGCUGGUGGAGCCCGGCUCGCCGGCCGAGAAGGCGGGGCUGCUGGCCGGGGACCGGUUGGUGGAGGUGAACGGCGAGAACGUGGAGAAGGAGACCCACCAGCAGGUGGUGAGCCGCAUCCGCGCCGCGCUCAACGCCGUGCGCCUACUGGUGGUCGACCCCGAGGCGGACGAGCAGCUGCAGAAGCUCAGCGUCCAGGCCCGGGAGGAGCUGCUGCGCGCCCAGUUAGGACCGGGGCAGGCCGAGCCGCCGGCCGCCGCCGGGGCGCAGGGGGUUGGCGACCAAAAUGAGCCACGCGAGGCCGAGAAGAGCCACCCCGAGCGGCGUGAGCUUCGGCCUCGACUCUGUGCCAUGAAGAAGGGUGCCAAUGGCUAUGGCUUUAACCUGCACAGCGACAAGUCCAAGCCAGGCCAGUUCAUCCGGGCAGUGGACCCAGACUCGCCGGCUGAGGCUUCGGGGCUGCAGGCCCAGGACCGCAUUGUGGAGGUGAACGGGGUCUGCAUGGAGGGCAAGCAGCAUGGGGACGUGGUGUCCGCCAUCAGGGCUGGUGGGGAUGAGACCAAGCUGCUGGUGGUAGACAAGGAAACCGACGAGUUCUUCAAGAAGUGUAAAGUGAUCCCGUCUCAUGAGCACCUGAAUGGUCCCUUGCCUGAGCCUUUCACCAAUGGGGAGAUACAGAAGGAGAACAGUGGUGAAGCCCUGUCUGAGGCAGCCUCGGAGAGCCCCAGGCCAGCCCUUGCGAGAUCCACCUCCAGUGAUAGCAGUGAGGAGCUGAAUUCCCAAGACAGCCCCAAUAGACAGGACUCUACAGCGCCGCCGUCGUCUACCUCCUCCUCCGACCCUAUCCUGGAUUUCAACAUUUCCCUGGCUGUGGCCAAAGAGAGGGCCCACCAGAAGCGCGGCAGCAAGCGGGCCCCGCAGAUGGACUGGAGCAAGAAAAACGAACUCUUCAGCAACCUCUAAGCACUCCAGCCACCCAGGGGGCUGCAAGGGCCAAGACAGCCUCCCACCCAACCUCUCUCCCUUUCCCUCCUCCCCAGUUACCCCUGAAUCGAUGUACAAAUCAGCACCAGCAUCUCCCUUCUUGACAAAUUUGAUUUUUCUAGAGAACUGUUCUUCCCUUACCUUAGGGAAGGUGAAUGUUCUUCUGUCUUGCCCCAAUCAGAAAGCAGACUUUGUCCCCCUUCUCGUCACUGAGUGCUUCAUCCUCCCAGGUGUCCCCUUACCACCCUGCGUGGGACAUCAUGGAAUCUGCAUCAAGCAAGGAUCACAGGGUCAGGCGAGAGGUCGCCUUCCCCGACAACACCUCAUGUGAUGAUUGGGUCCAGAGCUGACCAAGGGACUCAUUGCAGCAACCACAGCUUGCGGUGGACAUGGGCAUGUCAUUCUGAGAGCAGUGGCUUAAGCAUCUUAUUUUUGUUCCUUUUUUUUUUAGAGUGCAGUAUGGCAGAGUUUAGAGGGAUUUUUGUUUCCUUGAUUAACAUGAUUUUCCUGGUUGUUGCAUUCCAGGGCAUAGCAACAGCCUCAGCCUUAAGCUUUUGUUUCUGCUCCCACCCUCAGAGGCCUGGGCAGCUCGGGGAGGGUUUGUCUAUCCCUGCCCACCCUAAGCCAGGCACCGCUAUUCUAAGGAAACUCCUUCAGAAAUUCAAC